AUGUUAACCUCACUGGUGCGACGCAGCAUAGUACUUUUGUUGGCUGCUUCAUUGCAUAUAACUGGCUAUCUAUUGUUCUUGAAAGGUUUCUUCCCUGCCAAGACAGUACUACCUGGAGAUCUGAUUUUCCCCAAUGAAGUUUCCCCGUAUCUUUUCAAGGGCCAUGCACAAUUCGAUAACUUGGUUCUAGUUGUGGUGGAUGCCAUGCGUUCAGACUUCAUGUAUAAUCGAGAUAUUUCUCAUAUGCCUUUUGUACAUCAACUAGUUACUAAAGGUGAUGCUUUACCUUUCACGGCGCAUGCAAGCCCUCCAACGGUCACACUUCCACGACUUAAAGGUAUAACUUCUGGCAGCACCCCUAGUUUUCUUGAUGCAAUUUUAAAUAUCGCUGACGAUAACGAUGAUACACAGGGUAUGACUGGAAGUGACUCUUGGUUGAAUCAGCUUAAAAAACAAGGUAAGAGCUUGAGAUUCUAUGGUGACGAUACAUGGCUCAAAUUAUUCCCACCAGAGGAGUAUUUCGAUAGAUAUGAAGGCACAAAUUCAUUUUUUGUCAGCGACUUUACUGAAGUUGAUAAUAAUGUAACAAGACAUUUGGAUUCGGAAUUGAAUCGUAUAAAUGGUAAUGAUGUUUUGAUUUUGCAUUACCUUGGUUUAGAUCACAUUGGUCACAAAGGUGGCCCUCGUUCUCCGUAUAUGAAGGAGAAACAGGAGGAGAUGGACGGCAUAAUAAAAAAAGUUUACGAAACAAUUGCCAAGACCAAUUCGUUAUUAGUUGUCAUGGGUGACCAUGGCAUGAAUGAAAUAGGCAAUCAUGGUGGUUCGUCCCCUGGAGAGACAAGUCCUGGAAUUUUAUUUGCAUCACCAAAAUUCAGAAACUUAAGACACAAUAACAAAGCUCCUAUACCAGAAACGAAGGAUUACCAAUAUUAUAGGACUAUCUCGCAGGUGGACUUGGUGCCUACUCUCGCAUCGCUAUUGAAUUUCCCGAUUCCUAAAAAUAGCGUGGGGGUGAUAAUCCAAGAGGUCUUAGACCUCUGGAGCAAUGAUCAAAGGUUUCUGAUCUUAAAGAGUAACCUCGUACAACUUGCAAAAUUGGCGGGUGAAGAUAUAUGGACAUCCGUGAAAGAUUCAGAUUCCGAAGAGAAAUUGUAUGAGCAAUUGAAAAAACUUCUGUCAAAUCUUCAAAGCGUUGCUACAGAAUACAAAUACUUCGACAUCAUUUGCGGAUUACUUGGCUUACUUCUCGGGGGGCUUCUCUCCUUUGCUUUAUUCGCUUCCUUCUGGAAAGGCAGUACUUUCGAGGUUGCUUUACAUUACGCAAUAGUGGGACUAUAUUCUGUUCACUUUCAUGCAUCCUCCUUGGUUGAAGAGGAACAUCAAAUUUGGUGGCUCAUCAGUAUCUCACUUUUGGCGUUUUAUUGUUACCUUGGUCGAUUUAAAAACUUACUUUCUUGCACAUUGAUUCUCCUAUGUCUUCGAAUAAUACGAACAUGGAGCAAUUCGGGACAAAAGUAUAAAACACAACUAACACUCGGAGAGAUAUUACUCAACAAUAGCAACGUUCUUUGGAUACUAGUUACCAUCACUUAUGCAUUGCUUGCUGUGAGUAUCUUUUGCCAGGGCAGUUUUAUUGACUGCUUGACCUUGAGUAGGAUUGACAACAUGACGGAUAAGGUUAGGGAUUUCGGCACGCUUUUUGCCUUCAUCUUGAUUUUCGUCACUUGUUCCGUUUCACUUCUGUUCAAGCUAUGCCAAUGGGUUACCGACGGACAUAGUGUGCCCAAUAUGAGCUACGGUAUAUUGAAUUGGAUCUGUGAAUCAUACGGUGUGGAUUAUUCUACGGCAGACAAGCAUGAUUUUCAAGUCAUUAACACACAGCUCUCGAGAAGUACAGCCUGGUUGGUGCUAUCAUUGCUUUUGUUGAGACUUAUGCUAGGUAAGAUUCGUGGUUUAAAAGCAGGGAUGUGGACAGAUGUCGCCAACAUUACGACGGUAUUGCUUCUACAUCAAACUCGAGUCGAGCAUAUACCGAUGUUCCUUGUAUUUUUUGCUCUCAGGUUAUUAUUCGCAAGGCUUAUCAAAAAAGAAGAGAUCGCAUCAUCAAACCUACAGAAGCGCGUUUAUUUGACAAGCAUAAUGAGUUUUUGCGCACAACAAUUGAGCUUUUUCUCGAUGGGAGGUACGAACCUGUUAGCGACCGUCGAUCUAUCUAAUGCUUAUAACGGUGUCAGCUCGUAUGAUGUCAUAAUAGUUGGACUUCUCACAUUUGCAUCUAACUUCAGUGGCCCUAUAUUCUGGGUAUUAUCAUCAUACCAACUUAUCUUUGAUCCCGACAGUGCACGGUACCAACAGAAUUACGAGCGGUCGGUGAUUGAUAAGAAGUCGCUAACAAAUCAGGUAUUGUUACUCAAAGCAGGUAUAUCUUUGCUGUUUUACAGUCUUUCCGCCGUUAGUUUGGCAGGAUCUUGUGUGAACCUCAGGUAUCAUUUAUUCAUCUGGUCAGUGUUUUCCCCGAAAUUACUCUAUUUUGGUGUUUGGACUGUAUUCAUGAAUCUAUUCGUGGAGCUAAUUAUGUCAACAUUAACACUACUAAUUUAG
Messenger RNA from Meyerozyma guilliermondii ATCC 6260, 2601 nucleotides. It is a transcript of the gene GPI7, whose product is annotated as mannose-ethanolamine phosphotransferase. NCBI's taxonomy places the organism in Eukaryota, Fungi, Ascomycota, Pichiomycetes, Serinales, Debaryomycetaceae. Gene Ontology annotation, biological process: GPI anchor biosynthetic process. The coding region runs from base 1 to 2601 and encodes 866 amino acids. Gene Ontology annotation, cellular component: endoplasmic reticulum membrane. The transcript has a single exon. The record is from RefSeq and is a predicted model, not a curated record.